Molecule: messenger RNA, 2836 nt
Organism: Scleropages formosus (Asian bonytongue)
Lineage: Eukaryota; Metazoa; Chordata; Actinopteri; Osteoglossiformes; Osteoglossidae
Gene: phex
Product: phosphate regulating endopeptidase homolog, X-linked
Exons: 21
Coding region: 392-2590 (732 amino acids)
Biological process (GO): protein processing
Cellular component (GO): plasma membrane
Molecular function (GO): metalloendopeptidase activity
Source: RefSeq, a predicted model, not a curated record
AGCGCAGAGCCCACCCAUAGAAAAGGACAGUUAAUUGCUCCUCAUUAUGUUUGGGCUUUUGUUCGCCUGUUUCCAGUCAGUGCUGCUCUGUUGCCGUCACUGAGUUCCUGUCGCCCGCUACUCCAGCUGGUACGGCGCUCUUGCUAAGUGGCCUCCGGAGCUCUAGCUGCCACAAGUGGUGUCCGCAGCGCACGCGAUCGCUCUCCGAGGCUUGCGCUCCCUCUCCGCGCUCCUGCUUGUGCGCCAAUACCUUACAAGUGAAAAUGCAUCGGUGGAUGUGAGACGCGGCGCGGGACACCGGGGAGACUGCGAGAAGAGCUAGUCCGCCGCCCCGAAGGGAGCUGAGCAAAGAGGCCGCAGCAGCACCUUCUCAGCGAGCGCCCUCGGCAACAUGGAGACGGAGCAGCUGGGCAGCAGAGGAUCCAAAGGGAGCUGGGCGACUGGCAGACUGCUCAAGGGAGCCCUGGUGGUGUCGGUGGGGCUCUCCCUGGUCCUGCUACUGGCCCUCAUCCUGGUCUCCCAGAAACUUGAUGGUGACGAGUACUGCGUGACCCAGGAGUGCAUCGAAGCAGCUGGGUCAAUCCUCAGCAAGAUGGACCGAUCGGUGUCCCCCUGCCAGGAUUUCUACCAGUAUGCCUGCGGUGGCUGGUUGAGGGAAAAUCCCAUUCCAGAAGAUGCUUCCAGUUAUGGAAUCUACCCGUGGCUGCGUCACCAAGUAGACCUCAAACUCAAAGAGCUGCUGGAGAGGCCUGUUGACCAGGAGGACAUUGAGGCAGUGAAGAAAGCGAAAGUGCUGUACCGCUCCUGCAUGAAUGAAACGGCGCUGGAAGUGGAAGAUGCCAAGCCUCUGCUGAAGGCCCUGAAGCCGCGGGAGAUGCGCUGGCCGGUCCUGGGAGACAAACUGGGUACCUCCUGGCAGUGGGAGGAGCAGCGCUUCAGCUUGCUGGAGACGCUGGCCUACAUCCGCACGCACCACAGCAAGUCCGUGCUGGUGCGCCUCUACGUGUCCCCUGAUGACAAGAACUCCAGUCACUACAUUAUCAAGUUGGACCAAGCAUCUCUUUCGCUGUCGGCAAGAGAGGACUACGUGAGCAACACAACGGAGGCUCGCAUCUACCGCGAGGCUCUGCUGAAGCUGAUGGUGGACGUUGCUGUCAUGUUGGGGGCUGAUGAGCAGUCUGCUCACGCUCACAUGAUGGAUGUCCUGACCUUCGAGAUGAAGCUGGCUGAGAUCAUGAUCCCCUUUGAGAAUCGCACCAGCGAGAACAUGUACAACAAGUACAGCCUGUCUCGCUUGCAGAGAAGCGUGCCGGAGUUUAACUGGCUGGGCUUUGUCAAGGCGACAAUCGACACCAAGCUGUACCCAGAGCUGAAGUCCCUCUCCGCAUCGGAGCACGUGAUCGUACGGGCGCCGCAGUACUUCAAGGAGCUCUUCAAGUUGCUCAACAGCACCGAGAAAAGGACGGUAGCAAACUAUGUAGUGUGGAGGGCGGUCUUUUCCAGGAUCAGCAGCCUGAGCCGUCGCUUCCUCUACAGAUACCUGGACUUCUCACGGGUUACCACUGGGACCACGUCGCUGACUCCACGCUGGGACAAGUGUGUGAAUUACGUGGAAAACACCCUCAUCUAUGUGUCAGGACGCAUGUUCGUCGACCGCCACUUUCAAGAGGACAAGAAACUUAUGAUGGAAGAGCUGAUCGAAGGGAUCCGCUGGGCCUUUGUGGACAUGCUGCAAAAGGAAAACGACUGGAUGGACGAGGAGACGGAGAGGAAAGCCACGGAGAAGGCUCAUGCAGUCCUCGCCAAAGUUGGGUACCCAGAAUUCAUACUGAAUGACAGCUACAUCAACGAGGACAUAAAGAGGCUGUCGUUUUCUGAAGGCAAUUAUUUCGGCAACAUGAUGCAGACACUUCGUUUCAUCUCGCAGACUGAUAUUGGAUGGCUCAGGAAGACAGUCCCUCGCACAGAAUGGUUCACCAACCCUACAACUGUUAAUGCCUUCUACAGCUCCUCCACCAAUCAGAUCAGGUUUCCAGCAGGAGAGCUGCAGAAGCCAUUCUUCUGGGGUUUCAGCUAUCCGCGUUCGCUAAGCUACGGAGCAAUCGGCGUCAUCGUUGGACAUGAGCUGACCCACGGCUUCGAUAACAACGGGAGGAAGUACGACAAGGAUGGGAACCUGGACCAGUGGUGGAGCAAUGCUUCCAUCUCCCGCUUCAAUGAGAAGACUCAGUGCAUGGUGGAGCAGUACAGCGGCUACCGCUGGGAAGAGGCAGGAAUGAACGUCAACGGGAAAAGGACUCUGGCGGAGAACAUUGCUGACAACGGAGGCAUCCGCGAGGCAUUCCGGGCCUACAGGAGGUGGAUUGACACUCACCGCUCCGGGAGAGAAGAGCCUCUGUUGCCAGGUCUUGGGCUCUCCAACAACCAGCUCUUCUUCCUCAGCUAUGCACACGUAAGCCUGUGGAGGGAUCGGAAGGCCUGGAAUAAUCCGUGGAAGUGCCCAGAAACAGGGGGUCCCGACGUACAAACUUUCCAGGAACAAGCUCUUCUCAUUACACACUUUACACACCAGAAAAGUAUUUGCUCUUAAUCUUUUCAUAAAGAGAGCUAGCAGAUAGCGAUGGCAAACAGUACGGGCUGCCUUGUUUUCAAACGAGUGGUGAAAUUGUGGAAGAAGCAGACAGAAAGUGAACAAGCAGUAGAUGGUCUCCUGGCUUCUACGUGUACCAGUUUUGAGCAGCCAGUCAAGUGCCACGUCUCUGUCGACCUCCACCUCUGUGUAAAAUACAUGUAUACUUUUGCUUUUAUUUCUUUUGACACGUGCAUGUAUUGGUCA